This is a messenger RNA of Onychostoma macrolepis, 3198 nucleotides long. It is a transcript of the gene cers4a, whose product is annotated as ceramide synthase 4a. Lineage: Eukaryota; Metazoa; Chordata; Actinopteri; Cypriniformes; Cyprinidae. Gene Ontology annotation, molecular function: sphingosine N-acyltransferase activity; DNA binding. Gene Ontology annotation, biological process: ceramide biosynthetic process. The transcript is spliced from 11 exons. The record is from RefSeq and is a predicted model, not a curated record. Gene Ontology annotation, cellular component: membrane. The coding region runs from base 417 to 1634 and encodes 405 amino acids.
CCAGGAUUUGUGGAAAGCAAAGCACCUUACAUGUUUCCCUGAUGGAGAGAAAGACGGAGGAGAUGCUGCUGCUGAAAGCGUCCGUUUCUUCGGUGUUUUCAUGGAUUCUCUCGGCUCUGGGAUAAUUUAACAAAUGCAAGACCUAUUUUACUCUUGGAAGCCGUCAAAAGACUUGGAAACUGAGGCUGAUGCGCUGGAUGUGAGUUGAUGUCGACAUCAGAAGCGGGUCGCGCGCAUUCCUUCGAGUAUUCGCUGGAAGAAUCAGCGCGAGCGUUUGUUUUCAUUUAGAUUUUGAGCGAUCAUGUUGCUGGAUGCUGUUCAUAGUGAAGAGCGGAAAUAAAAAACGGACAGACGCGUAGAAGAGGCCUGUGUCCUGCUUUAAUCGACAUCCGUCGUCGCUUCUCCAUCACUGAAGCAUGGACAGAUUAGAGGAACUUGUAAACCAGUGGAUUUGGCGGCAGGAUUUCUGGCUUCCUCCUGGCGUCACAUGGAAAGACAUCGCUGAGGGGACGGUGGAUGGAGGUCGGCAUCCCGUACCCCACGACCUGCUCAUCUCCCUGCCCUUGGCCCUGGGUUUCAUCGCACUGCGGUUUGUUUUUGAAAGGGUUGUUGCUCUGCCGCUCAGCCAGCGGUUGGGCGUCCGGGACAGGGUUCGGGUGCGCCUCACGCCCGUCCCGAAGCUGGAGGCCUUUUACCUGCAGAAGAAGCAGCAGCCGUCACAGAGUGAUUUGCUGGUUCUGGAGAAGCACUGCGGACUCUCUCAGCGUCAGAUCCAGACCUGGCUGCGUCACCGCCGAAACCAGGACCGACCCGGAAACACCAGGAAGUUCUGUGAAGCCUCGUGGAGGUUUGUGUUUUAUCUCAUUGUGUUCUCAGCUGGUCUCGUCUCGCUCAUUAGCACUCCGUGGUUUUGGGAUCAUCGGGAAUGCUGGCGCGGAUACCCAAGACAGGCCGUAGCAGAAGCUCAGUACUGGUAUUACAUCGUGGAGUUGUCCUUCUACCUCUCGCUUCUGCUCUGCGUAUCGGUGGACAUAAAGCGCAAAGACUUCAAAGAGCAGAUCAUUCACCACAUCGCCACCAUUUUCCUCAUCGCGUUCUCUUACUGUGCGAACUACGUGCGCGUGGGAACCCUGGUGAUGCUCGUCCACGACUCUUCUGACUUCCUGUUGGAGUCUGCUAAAAUGUUCAAUUAUGCUGGAUGGAGAAAGACCUGUGAUGCCUUGUUUGUCGUUUUCGCUGCCGUGUUCCUGGUAACUCGCCUUGUGGUUUUCCCAUGCAGAAUCGUCUACACAGCUGUGGUGGAUUCGUUGGACGUCUUUCCUCCGUACUCUGGUUAUUAUUUCUUGAACGGCCUGUUGCUGGUUCUUCAAGCUCUUCACAUCUUCUGGGCUUGGCUGAUUCUUCGGAUGGUUCACAAAUUUGUCUUUUUAGGCAAAGUGGAACGUGAUGAACGGAGCGAUGAAGAGAGUGAGGCUGAGGAAGAAGAAGACGAAGGUGGAGAAGAAGAACACAGCUGGGAGCAGAAAAAGGGUGCCCUUAACUCUAAAUUGGCAUCGUUGGCCAAUAACUGUGUUCUGAACAAUUUAACGAAUCAGAGGCGAAAAAUGAAUAGCAGAAUGCCGAAAGCCAGAUAGUAAUGCUACUUAAUGUAUUUAAAUUUAAAUCAUCUCCAACUUUCUUGGCUUAUCUUGUUUGUCAAGUUCCUACUGUAAUUUCAGACCGCUGAUGUUUUGUUUUAGUGAAAACAUAAUGCGUAGUCAGUAUAUUGCGUAAAACAACAAAUACUACUAGUUUGUAUUAUUACAUUACCAUUUGAGUAUAUUGGAAAUAGGUUCAACUUGAAUUAACUUGUUUAAAGUUAGUCUAAUUAAUUAUAGUACAUUGGCUGAGUAGCACUUAAACUCAGAUUAAAAAGUUUGCAUACAUAAAAAUGGUUCAUAAACAGACAUCUUAGUAUUUAAUUGUUGAAUUGUUGAUUAGUUUACUAAUUCUGCAACUGUUCAUUAUGGAACAGUGAGAUAAAAAAAAAAGAGUCAGCUCUCCUGACCAGAGAGACCCACAACAUUGAGAUGCGUUCUUUUUAAAUACUUUUGUAUUUGUAUAGGUAUUCUUCUAAGUUGUGUGGAAAUGUGUGAAUUUUCUGCAGUGGCUUUUGUUUUCAAAAUGGGCAUUGGUGGACCACUGGGAAAGACUUACGGCGUCAUCUAGUGGUGAAAUGUCCGCUUGUCUUAGUGAUUCUGCUACUGAAAGAUUUUGUUGCAAGAAACUACUGGAGUUUGUUGUGGUUUCGUUAGAUGGCACUUUGGUUGUGCAUUGCCUUACCAAAUGAGAAAUCAAGUCAAGUCAAGUCAAGUCACCUUUAUUUAUAUAGCGCUUUUACAAUACAGAUUGUGUCAAAGCACUUAACAGUAUCAAAUUAGAGGAUAGAGUGUCAGUAAUGUAUAAUGAUAAGAUUAAACACUCAAUUUUCAAUUUUCAGUUAAAGGCAUUUCAUUAUUGAAUUCAGAGAUGUCAUUGUCUAGCUCAGUUUAGUUUAAAUAGUAUCUGUGCUAUCAGAUUGGCGAUAAUAGCUAGAAAUGAAGUGUCCCCAACUGAGCAAGCCAGAAGCGACAGCGGCAAGGAACCAAAACUCCCUCUGUGACAGAAUGAAGAACAAAACCUUGGGAGAAACCAGGCUCAGUCGGGGGGCCAGUUCUCCUCUGACCAGACGAAACCCGCAGUUCAAAAGUCGGAAAUUAAUCAGAUAAUUUCUCACUGGAGCAUGUGCCUCGAAAUCUUAAAAGUCAAAGGGGGUUGUUGAAUUUAAGGAUGCCUAUGUAGGCCCCUUGAUGUAUUGAAUCUGCUCCAAGGGCAAAGUGUUUUUGUUGUUCUAGAUGGUUCUAGAAAGUUUAUUUGCACAGUAGCCAUAACUGACCUUUUCGUUCUAAAGCUGUGCAUGUCAUUCACUGUUUAACUUAUGUUUUAAAAAAAAACCUGUGAUUGUUUUUGUAUGAAUUUUCCUCUUUUUUUUUUAUUUUUAUUGGGAUUUACCAUGUACUGAGUUUAUUAACGCAACAUUUUGUAGCUGUUAUAUUACUUGUAACAAUGACAGAAGAGGGAUAUAUUCUUAUAAUCUUAAAUACUGUUAAUGUUGCAUACUUGAUUCGACAUUUUUCUCUGUGACCUUCUGAAUAACAAUAAAAAUGUUUUAGAAUAUGA